AUGUCUUCACAUUGUGAAAUACGUGGUGAUUCAAUAUGUUCAACAAUGUAUCAUGGUGGUCUGCAACGUUCACGUCUUAUUCAACGAAGACAUUCAUUAUGUUCUAAACGUAUACUUAUGAUUAAAUGUAAUGGUGUACAAAAUAAUUUUGGAAAAAAAUACUACUAUGUCCUGCUGAUAGCUCUUAUGGAUAAUCAAGAAUUACGUACAGAUCAAAUAACACGAUGGAUAGCACAAAGUAAAAUGAUUGUUUUUCUUUGUGAACAAUCAUAUGUUCAAGAACGUCAAGAUAAAUAUUGGAAAUGUGUUGAAUUAGGUAUAAGAUUUUGCUCACAAAUCUACUAUUGAUGU
Molecule: messenger RNA, 351 nt
Organism: Rotaria sp. Silwood2
Lineage: Eukaryota; Metazoa; Rotifera; Eurotatoria; Philodinida; Philodinidae
Source: the annotation of a GenBank genome assembly